Messenger RNA from Aspergillus pseudonomiae, 1360 nucleotides. RefSeq lists its product as uncharacterized. The transcript has 2 exons. Gene Ontology annotation, cellular component: cytosol. Gene Ontology annotation, biological process: tRNA wobble position uridine thiolation. Gene Ontology annotation, molecular function: sulfurtransferase activity; tRNA binding. The record is from RefSeq and is a predicted model, not a curated record. NCBI's taxonomy places the organism in Eukaryota, Fungi, Ascomycota, Eurotiomycetes, Eurotiales, Aspergillaceae. Bases 203 to 1288 code for a protein of 361 amino acids.
AGAAGCCGCGUGUUGAUGUCCCGCCGAUACCAUAGUAGUAUUAUCUAAGCCCGUUUCUCCGAGUAAACUAUAAAUGGAGCAAAGCCUAGGAAUGUCACCGCCAACGGGAUUUCUGCCUCUUGCCGGAAUUUUGCCUCUGUCCGAUAACAGAUACAAACCAAAGAACCACAAGAGCAACCCCGACACAGUGGUAUAAACAGAAAUGCCUGGCAAAGAACUGUUGGACCCUUGCGUCGACUGCCGCGAUGUAGAAGCUAUUCUGACAUUGCGGCGGCGGCGUUUAUGCAAAGACUGUUAUAUUAAAUUCGUGUCAUACAAAGUCUUUAAGCGCAUGGAAAAUUAUCGCCUGAAUAAAGGUUUCGCAAAAGAUAAGCCCUGCAAGCUGCUCUUUCCUCUUUCUUACGGUCUCUCCUCCUCGGUGCUGUUGCAUAUGUUGCAUGCUCAGCUUGAAGUUCAGCGCUCGAAAAUACACGCCUCCCCGGGCUUUGAUUUACAUGUGCUUGUAAUAGAGCCUUCGAGUAUCUCGCCCUCGAAUCCUGCGCAUGAUGAAGGUUUCGAGUUGGCUCAGAAAUACUUCCCUUUGUGUUCCUUUACCAAGGUUCCGUUUCACAGUAUCUUCGACCUAGUCCCCGAUUUCAAGGAAACCAUGUCCCAAUUUGCUGGCAAAGGAUUCGAGGAUGAUCCUUCGUUGUCGGGUGCAGAGCGCCUUGAUGCCUUCCGCUCGUGUAUCGCAACGUCAACCUCUAAGGCUGAUGUCGAUUAUAUCUUGAUGAACCAGCUGAUCGUGGCCUUCGCAAAGCAAAUGGAUUGCCAGGCAGUGAUUUGGGGAGACUCAGAUAGUAGACUUGCUGCGAAAACACUUGCCAAUGUUGCUAAGGGACGCGGUUCUUCAGUAAUUUGGCAGGUCUCCGACGGAAUGUCCCCGUUUGGCCUGGAGUUCAACUUCCCCCUGCGGGACUUGUUUACGGCGGAAUUGAGAGAUUAUGCCAGUUUCUUCCCGGAACUCACCCAACUUAUUGUACCAGAUGAACCACUUUCAGAAAAUACUUUAACCAAGAAUUUGUCCAUCGACGAGCUCAUGAUGCGGUACGUACUGACGCAGGGCGAGAAAUACCCCGGUGUCAUGUUGAACGUGACGAGGACGGCCAAUAAACUCGACGUCUCACAAAUGCCAACCAAUCUGUCCCCUUGCGCUUUUUGCGGUGCUCCUUUGAUGAAUGAAGUAGAAGGUGGACACACUCAAUUCUGCUACGCAUGCGCUCGGUCACGUCCAAGUACAAGCUCGUAAUGGGGCUCUGCAAAAUUCGUGAUCCAUUAUUGACCAAACUAAGACGAAAAGCAUCAUAUAUUACCUAAGGUA